Messenger RNA from Fusarium pseudograminearum CS3096, 609 nucleotides. RefSeq lists its product as uncharacterized. The transcript has 3 exons. The record is from RefSeq and is a predicted model, not a curated record. Gene Ontology annotation, biological process: positive regulation of mRNA splicing, via spliceosome. Lineage: Eukaryota; Fungi; Ascomycota; Sordariomycetes; Hypocreales; Nectriaceae. Gene Ontology annotation, molecular function: RNA binding. Gene Ontology annotation, cellular component: spliceosomal complex. The coding region runs from base 1 to 609 and encodes 202 amino acids.
AUGGCCGCUGUAGCCACCGCGCCUCGCGGUCUUCAACCAAACUCAUCCUUGCCGGCCAAGGUGCAACCUAUUCCGCCUAAUCAGACUCUCUACGUUACAAACCUCCCCUCUUCAAAAAUUCAGAAAGACGAUCUUCGAACCGCUCUGUACUUGCUCUUCUCGACAUAUGGACCCGUGCUGGAUGUUGUCGCUCUCAAGACCAUGAAGAUGCGUGGCCAAGCCCAUAUUACGUUUCGAGACGUGCAGUCUGCUACACAAGCCAUGAGGUCUCUUGAGGGACAAUCAUUCCUCGGCCGCGACUUGAAAAUACAAUAUGCCAAGUCAAAGUCCAACUUUGUGGCCAAGCUCGAUGGCACUUUCAAGAUUCCUUCCAUGAACGCAGGCGCCGCCAAUGUCGAACAGACCGAACUGCAACAGAGCAUCUUCAACGCGCCCCCUCCCGGAUCAGCACCUGCACCUGGCUCCGGCCUUCCCCCGAAACCUACUGCGAACACCGAUCAGGUUAUGGAAGACGCUGGCACGCCAGGUGAUCGGGGACAGAAGCGAACUCGCGACGAAGAGGACAGUGAUUCGGAUGUGGCCAUGGAGGAGGACAGUGAUGAUGAUUGA